Elaeis guineensis (African oil palm) is the source of this 1516-nucleotide messenger RNA. RefSeq names its product calreticulin. The record is from RefSeq and is a predicted model, not a curated record. Gene Ontology annotation, cellular component: endoplasmic reticulum; endoplasmic reticulum membrane. Gene Ontology annotation, molecular function: calcium ion binding. Gene Ontology annotation, biological process: ERAD pathway; protein folding. NCBI's taxonomy places the organism in Eukaryota, Viridiplantae, Streptophyta, Magnoliopsida, Arecales, Arecaceae.
CAGUGGCGGUAGAGGAAGCGCUCUUGGGUGCUCUUUAUUCACCAAUGGCGAUUCGAAGGACUCUGCGUCUCGCUGCUGCAAUCGCGGUGGCGCUGCUCGCCCUUGCCUCUUUAGCCGCCGCCGAUGUCUACUUCCAGGAGACAUUUGAAUCUGGAUGGGAGGACCGGUGGGUUAAAUCGGACUGGAAGAAGGAUGAGAACAUGGCGGGUGACUGGAACCACACCUCUGGGAAGUGGAACGGCAAUCCUGAGGAUAAAGGCAUCCAGACUGCAGAAGACUACAAGUUCUAUGCUAUUUCGGCGGAGUUCCCUGAGUUCAGCAGCAAAGAUAAGACAUUGGUUUUGCAAUUUUCUGUCAAACAUGAACAGAAACUUGACUGUGGAGGUGGAUAUGUGAAGCUGCUCAGUGGUCAAGUUGAUCAGAAGAAUUUCAGCGGGGAGACCCCAUACAGCAUCAUGUUUGGACCAGAUAUCUGUGGGUACUCAACCAAAAAGGUUCAUGUUAUUCUUUCGCGCAAUGGGACGAACCACUUAGUUAAGAAGGAUAUACCAUGUGAGACAGAUCAGCUAACUCAUGUCUACACUUUGAUCAUUCGUCCGGAUGCUACAUACAGCAUCCUUAUUGACAACAAGGAGAAGCAAUCGGGGAGUAUAUACAGGGAUUGGAAAAUUCUUCCGCCAAAGAAAAUAAAGGAUCCUAAUGCAAAGAAGCCAGAAGAUUGGGAUGACAAGGAGUACAUUCCUGACCCUGAGGAUAAGAAACCAGAGGGGUAUGAUGACAUUCCGAAGGAAAUUCCCGAUCCUGAUGCAAAAGAGCCAGAAGACUGGAAUGAAGAAGAAGAUGGGGAAUGGACAGCUCCAACCAUCCCAAAUCCUGAAUACAAGGGACCCUGGACGCCAAAGAAAAUUAAGAACCCUAAUUUCAAGGGAAAGUGGAAGGCUCCGAUGAUUGACAACCCUGAUUUCAAGGAUGAUCCAGAUAUCUAUGCUUACUCCAACUUAAGGUACAUUGGCAUUGAGUUGUGGCAGGUGAAAGCUGGGUCCUUGUUUGACAACAUUCUGAUUUGCGAUGAUCCUGAGUAUGCAAAGAAGUUUGCUGAAGAAACAUGGGGCAAGCAUAAGGAUGCUGAGAAGGCUGCAUUCGAUGAGGAUGAGAAAAAGAGGGAAGAGGAGGAAAACAAGGAUGUCGAUUCUGAUAUAGAUGAUGAGGAAGAGGAUGAUACUGAUGCUGACUCAGAUGGUGCGAAGAAGUCUGAAUCCGAUGCAAAAUCUGAAUCCGAUGUGAAAGAGGAUAAAGAACAGCCACAAGAGGACAAAGAAAAGCCACAUGACGAGCUUUAGGGAGGCGGAUAACGAGCCGGGCUGUCAUUUUUGUUGCGGUGGUUGGUUAACCAAGUUUAAUCGUCUUAGGGAUCAUCUUCACUUGGAGGAUGCAACAGUUGGACCAUGUAACCUGGAAACAUAAAUGAUCUGUUCUCUUGUUGCCCAUGAAAUUACAAAAAAGUUUAUUUUCCAAA